Lingula anatina is the source of this 3923-nucleotide messenger RNA. RefSeq names its product phosphatidylserine synthase 1. Lineage: Eukaryota; Metazoa; Brachiopoda; Lingulata; Lingulida; Lingulidae. Gene Ontology annotation, molecular function: L-serine-phosphatidylethanolamine phosphatidyltransferase activity. Gene Ontology annotation, biological process: phosphatidylserine biosynthetic process. The record is from RefSeq and is a predicted model, not a curated record.
CCUCUUAAUCGACCUUGACCUCGCCUUAAUAGAAGAUCGAAGAUGGCCAGCCGCCGAAGAACAUUGUCGACUUGUUCGGAUUCGAGCGAUCAUUUCUACACAAUCAACGAGCACCCUGUGGACGAUAUAUCACUGGAGUUUUUCUACAAGCCACACACGAUCACAUUAUUAACAAUUUCAAUCCUGUGGUUGUUGUACUCAGCGUUUGUAAGUGACAGCAGCAGUACAUGGGAAGACAAUCUAUGGAAUGGACUGUUAGCUGUAGUGUUCUUCUUCCUCAUUGUCAGCUCUCUAGUGUUCCCAAAUGGUCCAUUUACUAGGCCACAUCCCGCAAUAUGGAGGAUGGUCUUUGGGUUAAGUGUCCUCUACUUCAUGCUGCUAGUGUUUUUGGUGUUUCAAAGUCUCAGUGAUGCCAAAGAAAUGCUGUUCUUUCUCUACCCAAAACUCCGAGGAUUUCGUAUGGAGGAGCAGGAAUACGCUGUCAACUGUUCACAAGUCUCCUUUGAGCGUCUCUGGGGGCACAUGGAUAUUUUUGCCUUUGGUCAUUUCUGGGGCUGGUGUCUGAAGGCGCUGCUCAUCCGCCAUUAUGGCAUCUGUUGGACUAUCAGUGUGACGUGGGAAGCCACAGAGAUGGCCUUCAUGCACUUGUUGCCUAACUUUGAGGAGUGUUGGUGGGACGCCUGGGUCCUGGAUGUCCUGCUGUGUAACGGCCUCGGCAUCUGGGUCGGCAUGCAGUUCUGUAAGGUGCUGGAGAUGAGAGAGUUCAGAUGGGAGAGUAUCAAGGACAUCCACUCCACCACAGGAAAGCUAAGAAGAGCGGCUCUCCAGUUCACCCCAGCCAGCUGGACACAUGUCCGAUGGCUUGACCCCAACUCCUCCUACAUGAGGGUCAUUGGGGUCAGCAUACUGGUCAUCUUCUGGCAGCUUUCAGAGCUGAACACAUUUUUCCUAAAGCACAUCCUUCACAUGGCGACAGGACAUCCUCUCUGCAUCGGCCGCCUCAUCUUCAUAGCUGUUAUAUCAGCUCCUACUAUAAGGCAGUAUUAUUCCUAUAUCACUGACACUCAAUGUAGACGUGUAGGAACACAGUGUUGGUUGUACUGUGCUAUAACUCUCACUGAGGCCAUCAUUUGUUUGAAGUGGGGGAAGGACUUAUUUAAGCAAACUGAACUCAUGUAUGUCUUCUAUUGGCUGGUCAUUUUGAUGGUCUCCAGUGUGAUUUGCGUCUACAUUUGUGCGGUCAUUUCUAAAAGAACUCCGACACGUCCAGCGGUAGACGUCAACAGCCGUGAGAGGUCAGUCAGCGAAUGUAGCACAGACAUGGAUGACCUCUAUCAGCAGAAUGGCAUCAUCACCAGGGGGCAGCACAAGGUGAAGAUAGCCAAUGGGAGCCCAGUAUCUGCUCAAGAUGGAGGCAAACAAAAGCAGCAGAAGGCGAGAAAGAGACAGGGCAAGAAGAAUGUGCAAGGGACAUAACAUAAUGGCAGCUUAGAUGAUGUGUUGCAUUAAGGGAUGUAUAUCUGUCCCAAAUGAUCUAAAACUGAACAGUCUUCUUCAGAUCUUGCCAGAACCAGCGCUGGUCCACAUGCCAAAAUGGGACAGUGAUGUGCAGUAUUAGUUUACAUUGAAUUUUUUAGCUUGAGACUUAGGUUUAGGUCAUGUGAUCUGAACAUGUGACUAAGUCAUGUGACAUGUUGAUAACACAGUCAGACCAGCUCAUUUUUAAGCUGCAUGUUUUAAUUAAAUGUAUUAUGAAAACCCCAUUAGGCCUCCAGAUAGUUAAGAAAAGUCAUGUGACAGAUAGGUUCUGAAUGAAGAGGUCACAUGUUGAUAUAUACGUGUUUCAUUUUCUACAUGAACAAUUAAGAACUAGGUACAAGUGUUAAGAUAUGAGGUAGUGGGAAGGCCUUUAUUAUGAUCAUACUUCAGUAUAUCUGUACUGAAUAACUUUGUUACAGUUAGUUGUUGAUUUCAAACAGUUACUAUACAGCUGAGGAGAUGAAUGUGAAGUUUUUCAUUUCACUUAUUUGUUGAUUUUGCUCAUUAAUUUAAAGGCAGGGAACUUCUAUGGUAAGAAAUAAAUUUAACUGUGUACACACCAACAUAAUUUCAUUGUAACCAGUGUAGUUAGAAGACAGCUCAAUCCUGUGUUGUUGAUUGUGCUUAGUGCUGAACUUUGACAUCUUUCACUUGACCACAUCUAAAUUGACUUUUUUUGUCAAAGUUUCCGUAGUGUUCCAUAUCAUAUCUGUCAAGUCAGUGUAGUGUAGUCUGUGACUUGAUUCAUAUAACUGUCCUGUUCAUCAAUUAUACCCUGAACAACGAGCGUUCUAUUUAACUCCCCAAUGAGGGGCGUGACCAUGAUAUUAAAGAAUGAGAAUUACUUAGUCUUCAGUGUGAUACUGAUGUGACAAUCUGAUCUCAGAAAUGUCUCACUGCCUGUCCUAGUGGAAGGUGACACAGGCAGUCACCAGGUAAUGGUCAUCACAAAGACAGUUGCUACUCUAAGGCUCCAUUCAGAAUAGGGGACUAACUAGUCUGAGGGUCAAAUAUGGCAAAGCUUACCGUCUUGUCUUCUAACAGACACUAAAUAGAUAUCCCGUGGGGAAGUAUUCAAGUGGGUCGACCAUAUUUGGUCCCUGUACUAGUUAGCUCAAUGUUCUAAAUACAGCCUAGAAUUCACUUGCUGUAACAGUUACAUGUCCAUGCACUGAUAUGUGGCCAAUUUGUUAGUCAAACUUGUACAUAACUUGUUGUAUAGGGGCCACAGUUGGUCCUUUUUGUGUCUUUUUUUCUGAAUGGAGGAAGCACGUUUGUAAAAUUGCAACAAUGGACGAUCACAAUUAUAUCAAAGUAUAACCUUUAAAAUCAAUAGCAAAGUUAGGUAUUAAUCAAGACAUUUGUAAACUUUGUAAAUCUCAGUUUAUAUUGCCAAUAAUAUGCAUAGUUACAGCUGUGUAAGUGUGGGGCAUUGUAUUAAUUUUGGACGUAGCAUUCACAUUCUAGCUUUAUUUUCAUCUCUUGCAUCUAAGAUGACCACAUUGUGUUAGAUGUGACCACAUUGUGUUAGGUGUGAACACACUGUGUUAACUGUGACCACAUUGUGUUUGGUGUGACCACAUUGUGUUGGAUGCGACCACAUUGUGUUGGGUGUUACCACAUUGUGUUGGAUGUGACCACAUUGUGUUGGGUGUUACCACAUUGUGUUGGAUGUGACCACAUUGUGUUGGGUGUGAAUACAUUGUGUUAACUGUGACCACAUUGUGUUGGGUGUGAACACAUUGUGUUAGGUGUCCUGCACAGAUUGUGAGAAUUCUAACCAGCUUUUAUUCAGGUUCAUUUAUUUAAAAUCUCAUUGUAUUACAGUAAGGCAUGUUUAACACCAUGACGCUCAGAACACAAGGCAUGCUCCAUUUUCUAAAGUUUAUAUCGAAUAUACUGACAUUUGGGAAGGCUCACGAGAUAGACAUACUGGUAUAGUCCAGCAGCUGAUAUAUGUUUUCGUCUACACACACAUGCACGCACGCACCUGCGUAAGAUAACAUUGGCUUGCCAUGACAUCCCAGUGUUAUUAGAACUAGAAGUAAUGUCUGUAUUUAGUUAUUGUUGACAACUGUCUGCUUUAAUUUGUUAUCUUACUCGAAGUAAGAGAGGUUUGCCAGUAUUAUUCUUUUUCUUUGACAGUUUAUCAUACUUGUUGUGUGAGAUGUGAUUUUUUAAGAAAUAAAUCUUCAAAAUUCAAGAUGCUGGUGCGUUUCUUUUCCUUGCAUUGAGUAGAAUACAGAGAAGCUGCCGAUUGUACGAGUCUGUUGGAUUUGAGGAGGUGUGUAAGUAUUAAUCUGUUUGCAUUAAGUAGGGGACCCCAUGGAGUUAGUUUGGCACAGCUAGGUUAACAUAACAUGUUGGAAUUGAGGAGGUGUGUA